Messenger RNA from Aspergillus fijiensis CBS 313.89, 2004 nucleotides. Its product is annotated as terpene cyclase/mutase family protein. The transcript has 2 exons. Bases 1 to 2004 code for a protein of 667 amino acids. Lineage: Eukaryota; Fungi; Ascomycota; Eurotiomycetes; Eurotiales; Aspergillaceae. The record is from RefSeq and is a predicted model, not a curated record. Gene Ontology annotation, molecular function: intramolecular transferase activity. Gene Ontology annotation, biological process: triterpenoid biosynthetic process. Gene Ontology annotation, cellular component: lipid droplet.
AUGUCCAAGACCGGGGAACUUGCUUCGCUCGUCAAGGACACACUCGAUAAAGCGACCGAGUUUUCUCGCCAAACGGGGCAUCCAGACGGUCACUGGUGUGGUGAGCUCAAAUCCAACGCAACCAUCACCUCCGAAUAUGUCUUUCUCCGAUACGCUUUAGGCCUGGAUCUGACGGUCGAUAGACCUGCAUACACCCGCUGGCUCCUGUCCGAGCAAAAUCCGGAUGGCUCGUGGGGUCUAGCUCCAGAGAUUCCCGGCGAUGUCUCGACCACAACAGAGGCAUACCUAGCCUUGAAGAUAUUAGGAGAAGAUGUUAACUCUGCGCCCAUGCAACGAGCGAGGACGUUUGUGCUUCAGGCCGGGGGAGUGGCUGCUGUCCGGGUGUUCACACGCAUUUUCUUGGCCACCUUUGGGUUGUUUCCGUGGACCGCAGUACCGCAAAUCCCGGUAGAGCUCAUCCUCCUGCCCUCUUCGUUGCCCAUAAAUGUCUUCAGAUUGGCAUCCUGGGCACGAGGGACGAUCGCCCCAUUGUUGCUUAUUUGCCAUCACCAGCCGGUGUAUCCGUUGCCAAACGGGCAGUCGGCGAACAAUGACUACCUCGACGAACUAUGGAAGGACAGCACAAAUAAAAACGUGCCCUAUGGCAAGUCAAUUUGGACCUUGGCGGCGGACUUCGACAUGGCCGGUCUAGCAUUCACAGUUGUCGAUAAAUUCUUGUAUCAGCUCGGGGGGUUGCGAUCGGUGCCAUUCAUGCGCACUUAUGCGCGCCGCAAAUGUGUUGAAUGGGUCCUCGACCGCCAAGAAGCCUCCGGCGAUUGGGGUGGAAUCUUUCCUCCGAUGCACGGGAGUAUGUAUGCUUUGCUGCUCGAAGGAUACCGCCUUGAUGACGAGCCGGUGCGCCUCGGUUUCGAAGCUCUGGAACGUUUCGCCUGGCAGGAUGAGCAAGGCAAAAGGAUCCAGGCCUGCGUGUCCCCAGUCUGGGACACAGCGCUUAUGACCGUCGGGUUAUGCGACGCCAUGUCCACAGACAAGAGACAUCUCGACCGAGCGGUCAAUUGGAUUCGACGUCGUCAAAUCUUUGAUCUGCGUGGAGACUGGCGCGUCUACCGUCCCAACCUCGCGCCCGGGGGCUUUAGUUUUGAGUACGACAACACGUGGUACCCCGAUGUAGACGACACUGCAGCCAUCAUUCUCGCACAGAUCAAACAGGACCCGACGUCAGUAUCCUCUUUCUCCGUGGUGCAAGCCACCAAUUGGAUAUUGGGGAUGCAAAACCCUGAUGGAGGAUGGGCUGCCUUUGAUGUUGGGAACGACAAGCUUUUCCUCAAUAAGAUCCCUUUCAGUGAUAUGGACAGCCUGUGCGACACCUCCUGCGCCGACAUCACGGGUCGCAUCCUUGAAGCAUUUGGGUUGUUGAUGCGAACUCCCGAUAAAAGCAACACGGUCGUGCACCUCUACCCUCAGCUUCGUCUGGCUUGCCAUCGUGCGAUCGGCUACCUCGCCUCCACCCAAGAGCCUAAUGGAAGCUGGUUUGGUCGAUGGGGGUGCAAUUAUAUUUACGGCACUUCCCACGCGCUGUGUGGUCUGGCCUACUUUAUUGACGAGGAUAAACGCGUUCAGAGGAUGGUAGAUCUUGCGAAAGAGUGGUUAAAGUCUAUUCAGAAUGUUGAUGGUGGAUGGGGCGAAUCGUUACUCACGUAUAAAGACCCAAGUAUGACGAUCAAGGGCCACAAGUCCACUGCAGCGCAGACUGCGUGGGCGCUGAUGGCGCUGCUGGCAUAUUUGCCACAUACAGAUGAGAUAAUUGCGCGAGGCGUCAGGUACCUCGUCGGGUCUGUGGAAAUUGUGUGGACGGAUAAAAUGCACGCUGGAACGUGGACGGAUAAACUGUACACAGGAACCGGAUUUCCGAAUCAUUUCUAUCUGGGAUACGUGUAUUACGCCCACUACUUUCCCAUGAUGGCGCUGGGAAGAUAUAUGCAGAAAGCGUCGGCCCAAGGAUGA